AUUACUACAGAUGUCUGAAUGACGAUACUGUUGUUUAGAACUGAAAGACUACCAGAUUUCACGUUCUGGAGCUAAGUUUCAUGGAUUCAAAUUCCAACACUGUGGUUGUGACUGGCUUUGGUCCGUUUCGACAACACCUCAUUAACUCUAGCUGGGAAGCAGUGAAGGAGAUGUCCAAGUUAGGCCUUGGUGAAAACAUAGAUCUACACAUCAUGCAACUGCCAGUGGCUUACCAAAAAGCAAAGGAUCUCAUCUGUAAGAUAUGGGGGACUCUUCAACCACUACUCACUGUUCACAUUGGACUCGCUUCAUCCUCCAAAGCAAUCAUCAUCCUUGAACAGUGUGGGAAGAACAAAGGCUACAAAGAGAUGGAUGUUUGUGGUUUUUGCCCAGAAGAUGGCUGUUGUCUGUUAGACGGCCCAGAAAAGAUUGAGUCUACAAUUAAUAUGAAAACUCUCUGGAAAAACAUUUCGGUGGAAGGAAUUGAUGUCGUCUAUUCCAGAGAUGCAGGAAGGUACAUCUGUGAUUAUGCCUAUUAUACCUCUCUGUAUUAUGGUAAUGGAAAAGCAGCUUUUAUACACGUGCCGCCAUUAUCCAAAUUGGUAACAGCAGACUUUCUAGGAAAAGCACUACAAAUAAUUAUCUUAGAGAUGUUAAAGCAGUGUGGGGAAAAAGAAUGA
Molecule: messenger RNA, 680 nt
Organism: Mauremys reevesii (Reeves's turtle)
Lineage: Eukaryota; Metazoa; Chordata; Testudines; Geoemydidae
Gene: PGPEP1L
Product: pyroglutamyl-peptidase I like
Exons: 5
Coding region: 81-680 (199 amino acids)
Biological process (GO): proteolysis
Cellular component (GO): cytosol
Molecular function (GO): pyroglutamyl-peptidase activity
Source: RefSeq, a predicted model, not a curated record